This is a messenger RNA of Camellia sinensis, 1522 nucleotides long. RefSeq names its product regulator of nonsense transcript protein. NCBI's taxonomy places the organism in Eukaryota, Viridiplantae, Streptophyta, Magnoliopsida, Ericales, Theaceae. Gene Ontology annotation, biological process: regulation of auxin polar transport; gravitropism. The record is from RefSeq and is a predicted model, not a curated record.
CCUCCCUUUUCUCCCUCUUUCACCAGUCCCAAAUCUCUCCUUUUUAAAUCCCCUUUCCCUAAGCUAUCUCCAUUUAUGUCUCCUUUGACAAUCAAAGCAAUCUAUCAUUGAAUCCUGUAAAAGAAAGUUUAAGAUGAAGUUGCUAGGUUGGAUGCACCGUAAACUACGGCAGAAUAGCAUUGAGCCGUUCAAAGAAUUCACAACUGGGAACUUCUGUUCUUGCCUCUCAACUCAGCCAUCACUUUAUGAACAAGAAUGCUACACAAAGCCAACCUUCAGCUCUGUAAACUCAAGACAAUCCCAAGGGGGAUAUCAAAAAUCUUCUAGUGAACUCAAAACCAAGAGCCGUCGAAGAGGUUUAUGAAGAAAAGUCAUCCAUCACAAUCAGCAUGCCCUUUGAUGGCUUUCUCAUGAUUGGAACCCUUGGAUCAGAACCAAUCAUUACAGAGCCCCCAACACCAACGUUUCCCAUGCCUGUUGAGAAAAUAACUGAGAAAGAAACAGAGGUAACAGAGAAUGAAUUGAAGCUUAUCAAUGAUGAGCUGGAGAAGUUCCUUGAGGCUGAAGCUAAAGAGGUAGGUGAUGCCUUAUCAGAGAGAAGCAGUCAUGUAAGCAUUAUUACAAUCUGUGGAAAGCAAAUUGAAGGUGAGGACACCGAAGAGGACGGAGAUAUGGUGGUAUGUCCACUCCAGGGAUACCUUUUUGGCUCUCCAAUUGAAGUGCCUGAAACAAGCACAGAGUUAAAGAAAGAAAGGACCACACUGGGUCAGCUGUUUAAGAGGACGGAUAUGAUGUAUGACAAUUCCACAGAUAAAUGUGAAAAGGGGGAGAAUCAUGCCAAGCGAACAUACGCCACAUGUUUCAUCAAGAAGAUGCUAAAGAGGCUCCAGUUUUGUUCAACAGGCCAGGCAGCUUCUGCUGCUAGUAGUGCAGCUGCUGAUGCUGUUUCAACCAAGAGGAAACUCCCUAAGGUUCUAAGAAUGUUACACAAAAAAGUCCAUCCAGAAAGAUCAGCAGCAGAGAAAGAGUACACCAAGUCCCAUAAAUAUGAUGUCAGUAAAAAUUCCAUUGAUGGUGGCUAUAAUAAGGGAGGUCUGACUCUCCAGAAAAAAAUCAACACCAGGUCUCCUCUCAGAGGUAUGUCAAAGAAGGAAGUAACCAACUGGGACCUAAGCCAUAAGAGCCUCAGCAGCAGUGGUUUGACUCAGAAGAAGGAGCAUUGGAUCAAAACAGACGCAGACUACUUGGUCUUAGAGCUCUAAAGCAGCAGAAGCUGAAAGAAGUGGCAAUUAGCCGUUAUCUUUUUCUCAGUAAAAACUGUUAUGUGGUGUUCAGUGAUGUUAUGUGUGUUGGUGAGUACUCAGCUAGUUUUGAGUCAUGAGAGUGAUGAUGGCCUCAAGCAAACAUAGGAAAAUAAAAGAUGCAUCUCUAUCACCUUGCUUAGUGUGAUAUCAAUGUUGUGGUUUUCAGAAUUAACUUUCAGCGUGUCCUAAUUAGUAUGAAUAAUUUCAGUUGUCUGUCA